AAAGAGAUCCAAGAGUUAAAGCAGAACAUGAAGCACAAGAACAAAAACCUAUUAGAACAGGAGAUACUUCUAAUGGUGAAGGGUCUUCAAAUAUGAUAAGUAAAGUUGCUUUAAUGGAUCAGGAUAUUGGUUCAACGGAUGGUGAAACAUUGGAUAGAGAUACAUAUAAUUUUACAUUUCUUUCACAGCCUGAAAAUCUUCA
This is a messenger RNA of Dentiscutata heterogama, 202 nucleotides long. The record is from the annotation of a GenBank genome assembly. Lineage: Eukaryota; Fungi; Glomeromycota; Glomeromycetes; Diversisporales; Gigasporaceae.